AUGACACAUUCACAAAACAGCUGUUUUCUUUGAAACUGUCAACAUAUCUCUGCUCGUCGCGUAACUCUAAAUAUUUUGUAAUAAAUAGUCCAUAGGGGUGUAGACAGAAUGCUUCGAAUCAUUGGGACUGUUGUGCGGAGUGCUGCUUCAAGCACCCGUUCGAUCGUAACCCCAUUUUCCAGCACCACGCUUGUUCAACGAAAUAUAUCCGCACCAGUUCAGAGUGAUGAGCCUAUUGAUAUUCCAAAUCCUUAUGAGAAAGAACGCCGGGAGUGUAUUCUGUGCAAACACAAUAUAGUACCAAACUAUAAAAAUAUAAAACUUUUGUCACAGUUUCAAUCGCCUUAUACAGGCCGCAUUUAUGGCCGACAUAUCACCGGUUUAUGUAAACAAAAACAAGAGCAGGUUGAAAAGGCGAUCAUUCGAGCACAAAACUGCGCGCUAAUGCCCACAUAUCAUAAGGAUAUGGACUUCUUUCAAGAUCCCCGCUUAUUUGACCCAGAAAAACCCGUACGCCCACAUAAAUACUAAAGGCUUCAGCAAUAUUUUUAGUGUGAGUUACUACUCUUUACCGUGCUUAAUAUGAAAUAAACUGGACAACAAUGGGAA
Ceratitis capitata (Mediterranean fruit fly) is the source of this 609-nucleotide messenger RNA. It is a transcript of the gene mRpS18C, whose product is annotated as 28S ribosomal protein S18c, mitochondrial. Gene Ontology annotation, cellular component: ribosome; mitochondrial small ribosomal subunit. Gene Ontology annotation, biological process: mitochondrial translation. The transcript is spliced from 2 exons. The coding region runs from base 109 to 531 and encodes 140 amino acids. NCBI's taxonomy places the organism in Eukaryota, Metazoa, Arthropoda, Insecta, Diptera, Tephritidae. The record is from RefSeq and is a predicted model, not a curated record. Gene Ontology annotation, molecular function: small ribosomal subunit rRNA binding; structural constituent of ribosome.